AUGGAAAUGGAAAAAUCAUUGAACUCCAGUCGAAAUUUUAAACUUCCACCGAUUCAAGGCGCUGUUCCGGCGGCGAGUAUUCUUCGGCAACCACCAAGGCCAACUUGGCAACAAGAUCAAGCGCGAGCCAAUGCGGUUGCCUUGCCGAAUCAUGGCGCAUCAGUUAAACCACGAGCAGUAAUUCACAUCCCGAAGGAUCCAUUCCCAGGACGAUACAGAAGUCCUCAUAUUAGUCACAACAUAUCGAGUGUAUCGACACAGAGACUCGCUUCAAAUGCAGCGAUCGACGAGAAAUACGGCGAUUCGAAGUUAGAUUUUGCACCGCGCCGACAUCAGCUUCCGCAGUCGUACUCUGUUCUACCUCCGAUUCAGAAACUCAAAGAGCCGGUCGAUAGAGGAAGGCAGGUAACUGCGGCACAAGACAGAACUUCUCGCGGGGAAAAAGAGAACAACAAUUUAAAUGUUACUAAUAAACCAAUUGGGGAUAAUAGCUCGCAAAGUGAUAAUCAAAAAAGCGAUGACCCGCGAAAAGUUGGCAACAGUAAUGGCAAAAACGGCGACAAAAAUCGUUCCCGCGUUGAAGCGGGAAAAGACUCGUCUUCCAGAAAGAAACAGAAAACAGACAAUCAGGAUAACGAGACUGGAGAAAGAAAACAGAGCCCUACGACGCUGUUGUUUUUAAAGGGAAAACGUAAAGGUCGAAGGGUCGGCGUUUGUGUGGAAAAUGAACCGGCUUUAAUCAACAUAACUGAACAGCUAAAAGAAAUCUUUCUUCGCAGAAAUAUGGAAGAAAUGUACCUAAUUUAG
This is a messenger RNA of Pocillopora meandrina, 807 nucleotides long. The record is from the annotation of a GenBank genome assembly. NCBI's taxonomy places the organism in Eukaryota, Metazoa, Cnidaria, Anthozoa, Scleractinia, Pocilloporidae.